This is a messenger RNA of Macrobrachium nipponense, 1475 nucleotides long. Its product is annotated as RNA-binding protein lark-like. The transcript has 8 exons. Gene Ontology annotation, molecular function: mRNA binding; zinc ion binding. Bases 121 to 1083 code for a protein of 320 amino acids. The record is from RefSeq and is a predicted model, not a curated record. Lineage: Eukaryota; Metazoa; Arthropoda; Malacostraca; Decapoda; Palaemonidae. Gene Ontology annotation, cellular component: nucleus.
UCUGCAUUUGCUCCUUUUGCCAAAGGAAAAAGCAACACUGCCUGCCAAGUGAGUGGAUGGUCCACCUACUCCUCUCACUCAACUGCUGUUAGUUGCCUACUUGUCAACUAUAACUGGCCAAUGUCUGGACCAGCAUUCACUGAAGAUACAAACAAGAUGCCUGUAAGGGGAAACACAUAUAAAAUUUUUGUUGGAAACUUAAGUGACCGAGCAUCUGGUUCAGACCUUAGAGAGCUGUUCGAACAACAUGGUACUGUUGUUGAAGCCGAUGUUGUAAAAAACUAUGGAUUUGUACACAUGGAGAAAGAAGAUGAAGGCCGCUCUGCUAUUCAAGCUCUAAAUGGACAUAACCUGUAUGGAAAAGCAAUGGUUGUAGAAGCUUCCACUGGUGCUAGAAAAGGAGGUAAUCAGAAGACAAAGAUUUUUGUUGGCAAUCUGCAUAAGGACACAAAAUUGGAAGAGCUUCGUAAUUUAUUUGAAACUUAUGGAGAAGUUGUAGAGGCUGAUAUCCUUACCAAUUAUGCAUUUGUGCACAUGGGCGAUGAAGCUAGAGCUCAAAGAGCCAUCCGUGAAUUAGAUGGAUAUGAAUUACAUGGUCUACGCUUGAGAGUUCAAGAGUCAACGUCACGUGUUAGGCAACAAGCUGGCAUGGGAAAUCCUGACAUGUGCUACCGCUGUGGCUCUGGUGGACACUGGUCCAAAGAAUGCCCAAGAGAUGGACGCAUGGGCUCCAGAUAUCCUGAGCGGGAAAGAGGUAGUGGUAGAAGUUUCAGUAGCCGUUAUGACCCAUAUCCACCCCCACCUCCACCAAGUUAUGCAAGAGAACGUUUACUACGAUUUAGGGAGGAAUUUGAUACAUACGACAGAUACGAUAGAUACUUUGAAGUUUAUGAAAGAAGAUAUGGGGAACAUCCGCCCCCACCCCCUCCAAUGCUUGACGAUAUAUAUGAUCGCCGUCUCCCACCAUUACCUCCUCCUCACCCAGAUUAUCUUCGUUAUGGUCGUCGGUCUCCUCCACCAAGAAGAUGUGAUCCCAUUCUCACUUUUAAAGAUGAUACCCCUCCAGAAAUUUACCUCACAUGAGGUUCCCCCCUCCACCACCUUUGAGAAGUUACGGCCCAUCUGACCGCCGGCCGUACUAAGCGCGCGAAGUACGUCGGGAGCACCGCCACCAUAACAUCGAUUGUUGGUGUUGGCGCGGUAGAGUGGCAUCAAUGUAUUUGUAUUGUCACGGUAUUGUUCGUACCGGAUCCGUAGUGCCGCCGUGUCCACGCCGUGCCGCGCUGCUCUAGAGACCUGAAAUGGGCAAACGAGGCUCACUCAUGCAAUAUCUGUGGGCAUUACUUUAUUAUCAAUGUCAUUUCGAAUAUUGAGUAUUUACUGUAAUAUUGUAGCUGUUGUAGAAUCGAUCUGACAACCAGAAAAUAUUUGUGUAGGGAGUACUGUUUACAUUGCCUUAUUUUGUCAUUUUUGGU